AUGAAACCCGAAACAAAACUGGUUGUUGUUGCAUUAGAAGGUUGCCAUGGUUGUGGUAAAACCGCUUUAUGCAGAGAAUUUCAAUUACAAGGUUAUGAUAUUCUCGACGAAGCUUUUAUGAGCAUGCCAUCCUAUGCCCUUCAUCCACAGUCUCUUCUUAUGGAAACAUCAUGGGUUUGCUCCUGGUUUGAGCGCGUCUUGCGUCUCGCUGAUCGUGUUAAACCGGGCCAGAAACAAGUUUUCAUUGCUGAUCGGUCGCCACUCAGUGCUGUGCUCUAUUCUGCCAAUGGACAUUUGUUAGAGCCUGUUAUUCGGGAACAAAUGAGAGAAGUACAAGAUUAUGCCGGUGUUCAGUUCUACACAGUGCAUGUACAAGUCGAACGCAAGCUAUUGUGGCAUCGCAUUUGUGCACGCCUUGAACUCGAACCUGAGCGACUACGUCUGAAUGAGCACAAACGGGAAUGGAUGGAAGAAAUUGUCACGUUUUAUGAAAAUUUCACCUGGGACUUGACAGUAACCAAUGAUAAACGCAGUGUGGCAACCAUUGCAGAGACUAUUAGUCGACUAUUGAGACAGAAGGACAAUACGUUCGAGGCUGUGUACAAGUGUACGAAACCAAGAGCCAUGUCUCCUCAUUUGUCAUCUACUAGCAGUAUACUCAGUACAGACAGUGAGUGUGGAAGUGCUGAGGAAGAAAAUGUCGAUGCAGACUGGAAUCACGACAAGGAGAUGACGCAAUCAGAGAGUAUCAUUGCAUUCAAUAACAUUCCACCAUCUACGACGGACACGUUCUGA
This is a messenger RNA of Peronospora farinosa, 795 nucleotides long. The record is from the annotation of a GenBank genome assembly. NCBI's taxonomy places the organism in Eukaryota, Oomycota, Peronosporomycetes, Peronosporales, Peronosporaceae.